Camelina sativa (false flax) is the source of this 1626-nucleotide messenger RNA. Its product is annotated as 5'-adenylylsulfate reductase-like 5. Lineage: Eukaryota; Viridiplantae; Streptophyta; Magnoliopsida; Brassicales; Brassicaceae. The record is from RefSeq and is a predicted model, not a curated record.
UAUCCAAAUAUCAUCAACGAGAGAGAGAGACCAAGUUUUUUAUAAGCUUCAAAUCCAUUCGAGAGUUUGGCGUUUUCCGAUCUGUUUCUCUUCUUGCAAACCAAACAAGAAAAAACAAAAUUCGAAGAUAGUUUUUUGGUGAUAAAAUUCGGAUACGGAUCCGAGAGAGAGUUUUCCCCCAAAUUUGUAAAAUUAGGUUUUUCUUCUUCGCCUCCUCCUCCUCCUCCUUCUCUUAAGCCCUAGCCUUUCUGUUUGAUUCCUAUCUUGGUUUCGCUUUCCCUCAUCCAAUUUUGCAGUUUUUUCAACCUAAUUUUUUCGUAUUACGUCUUCUUGUACUUUCUUGCAAUUUCUUUUUUUUUUUCUUUUGUGCAUUGAGAGAGAGAUUUUAUAAUAUUAAGAGGAUCCUCUUAUUGAUAGUUUUCUUUGUACUAUAUUAUUAUUACCUCUCAUGGAUUCUCUUCGGGUUUCGAUUCUCCUAUUGUGUGCGAUAGCUCUGUCAUGCUUUACGUCCGGGUUCGCUUCAUCACGGGCCGUUUGCAAUUACGAAUUCGAGCUGUUCCGGUUCGAUUUAGAUGCUAAAUGUCCUCUUUAUCUCUAUCCAACUCCUCCUCCUAUUCAGGUAGAUGGAGACUCACUGGACAGGUUAAUGGCUUUAAACCAUGGAAAUGCUUAUAUGUCUGUACUCUUUUAUGCUUCCUGGUGCCCAUUCUCACGUGCUCUGCGCCCUAAGUUUGACAUGUUGAGUUCCAUGUUUCCUCAAAUACAGCACUUAACUGUGGAGCAUUCUCAAGCACUACCCUCUGUCUUUUCUAGGUAUGGUAUCCAUAGCUUACCUUCAAUCCUGAUGAUAAACCAAACUUUAAAAGCUCGGUACCAUGGUCGAAAGGAUCUUACAUCCCUGAUUGAGUUUUAUGAAGAAGCAACAGGUCUCCAACCUGUACAGUAUGUGGCUGAAGGGGAACCAACAGGCUUAGAUGCCGGCGAUGGUAAUUUGAUCACAUGGUUGCGCAACGGGACAUCUAUCAGAGAAAUCUUCAAACAAGACCCGUUCUUGAUACUAUCUCUGCUGUUUAUCUGUUUACAAAUAGCAAUCCUUGUCUUCCCCAUAGCUGAAUCGCGCAUGAGAGCGUUGUGGGCCUCUUAUGUUCCCAAUCUGAACCUGGAAAGAUUUAGAGAGGUAAGCCAACUGUUCAGCCGUGGUCUUCAUAUGGUGGAUGUGAGGAGGUUAUGGUUGAAACUUAGACUCAUCAAAACGAGGAACUUCCAUGAAAGGGCAAUGAAUGCACAAGCCUGGGCUUCAUCACUCGCAUCUGUCUCUCUUGGCCAAACUUCAUCAGACCAAUCCUGAUCCUAAGGGUUAAAACCAAAGGCCCUUUGAAAGAUAUUCUAAUAUCUUGUCAGCGUUGGAAAGAGAUAAGCUUUUAAGUGUGUUCUGGAAGUCUGAAAGUUCCUUUAAUGAAAUGUUAUAUGACUUUUGAGUUUUAUUUGUCUGCAUCAAAGCAUGUAAAUCCAGGAACAGCUUUGCUUCUAUUUGUGAAUAUCUUUCUCCCUUUUUUUGUUCUAUAAAAUCUGAGAUGUCUGUUUCGGCCUCAUUUCUUUUACUGAAUAAUUUGAUUGAUUGAGUCA